Molecule: messenger RNA, 1758 nt
Organism: Aspergillus mulundensis
Lineage: Eukaryota; Fungi; Ascomycota; Eurotiomycetes; Eurotiales; Aspergillaceae
Product: putative acyl-CoA oxidase
Exons: 7
Coding region: 1-1758 (585 amino acids)
Biological process (GO): fatty acid beta-oxidation using acyl-CoA oxidase; lipid homeostasis
Cellular component (GO): peroxisome
Molecular function (GO): fatty acid binding; FAD binding; acyl-CoA oxidase activity
Source: RefSeq, a predicted model, not a curated record
AUGCGUCUACCAAAGUCAGAGCCCGACACCGUCCAGGAGGGAAGUAACCUCUACGAACAGGUGUGGCAGCCCGAGUCACCCACCUUUGAACUGGUCCAGACGCCGUUGUUCAAGCCAGAGCCGCAUUCCAUGAGCCCGGAGGAACGAACUCAAGUGACCUUUGGGCGAGCAAAGAAGAUCUGCGAAGUAUACAACUUGACUGUGGAAGAUGUUCUAUACCUUACGACAGCAUUCUGGAAGCUGCAAACCGAUCUUAUCGUUGCGAGAGAGGGCGGUGCAAUGACAGUCAUCAGUGUUCAGUACACUUUAUGCGUGGGAACCGCGGCGCCAUUUGCAAAAGCGCGCCCGGCUCUCCAGGCUAUAUUACAGCGUGCGAUGAAGUUUGAGGUCUUCAUGCCCUUCAUGCUCACUGAAGUCGGACAUGGGCUGGACGCACGCAACCUGGAAACGACAGCCACACUGUUGCCGGAUGGGGGCUUUGAGCUUCACAGCCCUACCCCAGGAUCUGCAAAGUGCAUGCCACCCAGCACAACUCUAAGUGGACUGCCAACAUUUGCCCUCGUCAUGGCUCGUCUCAUUGUCGAGGGCGAAGACCGGGGUGUGCGUCCCUUUGUUGUUCCCUUGAAUGACGGCAAUGAAAUGUUCAAGGGCGUAGUAUCAAAACUCAUGCCGCCACGUACUGGCGCCCAUCCAAUUGGCAAUUCAAUCACAUAUUUCAACCGCGUUACACUCCCCGGUACUGCGCUUCUCGGAAGCCUUCAGAAACCCGCCAACGAGCGUGACCAUUUUCUGGCGACCAUUCACCGUGUAGGCGCCGGGACCCUAUCGCUCUCUAGCGUCGCCAUCCCAGGACUAAAGAUAGUGACAUAUAAUGCCGCCCGCUUCAGCGCGCGCCGUUUUAUUCUGGGAAACGAUGGGUCGCCAAUGCCUGUUAUCAACUUCCGCACCCAGCACCUUCCCAUACUCCACGCGAUUGCGCGAUACCACGUACUACAGGCGCUCCUCAUCGAAGCAGCCACACUAUUUCGCAACCCAAAGCUUGAGCCACGCGUCCGCCACGCUGUCGCUACUAUCUUCAAGGUGCUUGCAGUGGACCACUUUACAAAGAGCAUCAAGGCCCUGCAUGACGGCUUAGGCUGGCGUGGUGUCUACGAGCAGAAUCAGAACCUACAAAUUGAGCUCUCAUUCCGCGCCGUCGGUAUUGCAGAGGGUGAUAGCCGAGUUCUAGCAAUUCGCCUCGCAAGCGAACUGCUCCUCAGCCGGUACCGCCUCCCAGCCCCCAGAACCCCAGACAGCGCCAUUGCCCGCCACGAAGCCGGCCUCCUAGCCGAAGGACAAGAGUCCCUCCGUAACAUCGGCAGCCACCGUAGCGAGGCAUACAACCGCAACAUCCUCCCGCUCUCCGUCCCUCUCAUCCAAGCCAUCGGAUACCGCAUGGCCGUUGAGGCCGCGGCCGCAGCACCAAUUGAUCCCGGACUCGUUGCACUGUACGAAGCCGGCGUAAUAUUAGAGGACUCCGCCUGGUACACGGAGCAAGGGGGCAUCAGUCGGAAGGAGCAAAUGGAGAUGGAAGCUCGGGCUGCGGAUGCGCUACUCCCUGACCUUGAGCGCCUGGUUGCUGAGAGUGGGGCGGAGAAAUACAGUUAUGCGCCCAUGGCUUCGGAUGAACUUUGGGAUGAGUGGAUGGAUGGAUUGCAGGAGUUUAGGGGUGAGGCGGAGUGUGAUGUGCCUGGAUUUGGCAUGUCUUCGAAGCCCUGA